AUGAAUCUUGAUCAAUUUUAAUCCACAGAAGAAGAUUGGCCUUAAUAAUCUUGGAAUGAAAAUGAAGAUCUCGAUUUCUCAUCCUCUCCUAUAAUGUUUGGUCGUAAAAGCCAUAAAAUUAAAAAAGAAAAUGAUAUAAACAAUCAAGAUUACUAUAUAUAGAUUUAAUAGAUAGAAGAGCCUUCAGAUGACUAAGAAUUUAAUAAAUUUUUCAUUAAUUCCUCUAUUCCUCUCAGUAAAAAGAAGAUCAGAAAAAGUAAAAAAAUCAAUACCAACACAAUAAACAAUCUAUAUCAAGAAAUAUUUUCAAGUAUUUUAGAAAAUUCAGAAUCAUAAUAGGAGACUCUGAAAAAAUUAUAAUAAUGUCAAAAUAUUAAGGUUCUAAUAGAUGGAUUGGAAAGAACUUUGAUGAAUAUAAAGCAAAUGCUUCUUCUCAAAGUGAAAAAUAAUAAGUACUGA
Molecule: messenger RNA, 459 nt
Organism: Paramecium pentaurelia
Lineage: Eukaryota; Ciliophora; Oligohymenophorea; Peniculida; Parameciidae
Source: the annotation of a GenBank genome assembly